Hydatigera taeniaeformis is the source of this 411-nucleotide messenger RNA. NCBI's taxonomy places the organism in Eukaryota, Metazoa, Platyhelminthes, Cestoda, Cyclophyllidea, Taeniidae. The record is from the annotation of a GenBank genome assembly.
AUGCUGUUGGCGAUAAAUCAGGUGGGUUAUAAAGCGCCACAAUUUUUUCGUGUAGCGAUUAAUAAGGUGGUAGAGAAUGGCAUUGCGUUCAUUCGCAAACUUGAACACAUUGCAACCACGGGCAGUCCAGUUCCACCGAAGAUGGCGCCAAUCCAGGUGUCUCGUAUCACCCUCCCAUCCUCGGGAGGCCUCUCAUCUGCUCGUAGCACCGAUGUACAUGCAAACACUGGCACUGGUGGUGGCGUUGAUCUUGCCACCCAAUCACCCCAAAUCUACGGUCUAGGCACCCGCACCAACCCCUACGACCUGCGCUCUGGAGUGGAACUGCAUCUCAUUUGCCAAACUGAUUGUGGUUACCCUCGAGCUCUGCCAGAAUGGACAGUGAAUAAUAUGGUGAGACUGUUUACUUAG